AUGGCGGGUGCAAGUUUGAUAUGGUCGCCAUGGCAAUCUACUAAUAUUAAUAACAAAGGAGGCUAUCCUUUUCCUUACAACUCUUCUAUUUGCAAUAAUACUUUUAAUUUCAAAAGACGUUUUCUUUCUUCUUCUUCUUCCAAAUUAAAGCACGACCAUGCCGUUACCGAUUCUUCUGCCUCCUCCAAGCUUUCUCCCCUUCACACCCAUUUCUCUUUCUCUGGGUGUGGUUGCUCGUGGAUUCAAGACAAUUCAAUGGUUCUUGAAAGUAAUGGGCUGACGUCCUCCAAGACAUGCUCUGCGUUACCAGCAAAAACAGUGGAUGUCUCUUCAGUCUCUGACCUUUUUGAGUUCAUUUGCUCUGGUCCCCUCGUCGACAAGAUUGGUAUUACUCCUGAAAAUGUUGGCCAGUCCAUUGACAAAUGGUUACUCUAUGGCUCCCAGCUCUGCAGACUCUUUCAGCUCAAUGAGCUUAUGCUCACCAUUCCUCAGAAAGCUCGGCUCUACCAUUACUAUAUCCCCGUCUUUGUUUGGUGCCAAGACCAGAUUGCUCUGCAUAACUCCAAGUUUAGUGAUGGAGAUGAUGUGCCUCCACUUGUGAUUGGAUUUAGCGCCCCUCAAGGAUGUGGGAAGACUACACUUGUGUUUGCACUUGAUUAUCUUUUCAAAACUACUAAAAUGAAGUCUGCGACAAUAUCCAUAGACGAUUUUUACUUGACUGCUCAAGGCCAGGCUAAAUUGAGAGAAGGGAAUCCAGGAAAUGCACUCCUAGAGUAUCGUGGAAAUGCAGGAAGCCAUGAUCUUCCAUUCUCUGUCGAAACAAUAGAAGCACUGGCUAAACUGACCAAGGAAGGUAAGCUUCCAUCAAUACAAGUUUUAUUCUUGUCUUCUGCGUACAGCGGAAGAGGUGACAGAGGCGAUGCAACAACAUGGCCUGAAGUUGAAGGACCUCUAAAGGUUAUUCUCUUUGAGGGAUGGAUGCUUGGUUUUAAACCUCUUCCGGCUCAAGUCGUUAAAGCAGUGGAUCCGCAGCUGGAGACGGUGAAUAAGAACCUUGAAGAGUAUUAUGAGGCAUGGGACAAGUACAUAAAUGCUUGGGUAGUCAUCAAAAUCAAGGACCCAAGUUAUGUAUACCGGUGGCGUCUUCAGGCGGAAAUAGCCAUGAGGCAGGCUGGGAAACCAGGGAUGUCAGAUGAUGAGGUGAAUGACUUUGUGUCGAGGUAUUUGCCGGCAUAUAAGGCCUAUCUUCCGACCCUUUACGCGGAAGGACCAAGCGGCUCGGACCCUGACCGUGUUCUUGCCAUAGAUAUCGAUGAAGAAAGGAACCCAAUACUCGCAAACUAAUUGUCUUGUUGUAUGU
This is a messenger RNA of Eruca vesicaria subsp. sativa (arugula), 1360 nucleotides long. The record is from the annotation of a GenBank genome assembly. NCBI's taxonomy places the organism in Eukaryota, Viridiplantae, Streptophyta, Magnoliopsida, Brassicales, Brassicaceae.